AUGAAUAUAGUUAGACUUUUGUUACACGUUAUCGCUGUAACAUUUGUAAUUUGGAAGUCCCAUAGUUGCUAUGACAUGAAAGAUCCCAUUAAAUAUUCAGUCAAUAAAAAGAAUAUAUUGGAACGUACAAUAGAGAGAAAAUUUUCAAGAAUUUUAAGUUCAGUAGAGAAUAUCUCAAAUUUGAAUGAUGAAGACUGUGAAGUACCAUAUAUAAGAUAUAUAGACGAUUCAGACUCGGAGGAGGAUGAACCACUAUCGGAUGAGGAAGAUAAAAAGAUUAUUGAUUAUCAAUUUUCUGAAAAAGUGGAUAAAAAAUAUGGCUUACUCUUUGUAGAUAUGCGCAACAAAUAUAUUGAAUUUACGGAACUAAUGGACACUAAGUGGAGAAAUAAAAUGUGGAAUGAAAAAUGGUUUAAAUACUUAAAAACCUUGUAUUAUGAUUUACAUAAAUACAUUGUCCGUUCUAAUCUUCCUAUAAGCUCUCGGGAUUGUAUUUUCUUAAGAUUACUUCGUCUUAUUCAGGAUGAUUUUAAAAUGUUUUUAAAUUGGGUAGAUGCUGAAUGGAAUAAGAAGUUGAAUCAAAGUAAGAUAUAA
This is a messenger RNA of Plasmodium malariae, 594 nucleotides long. RefSeq names its product Plasmodium exported protein, unknown function. The transcript has 2 exons. The coding region runs from base 1 to 594 and encodes 197 amino acids. NCBI's taxonomy places the organism in Eukaryota, Apicomplexa, Aconoidasida, Haemosporida, Plasmodiidae. The record is from RefSeq and is a predicted model, not a curated record.